GCGUGCUCGGACGAACACUCGAGGCAGCAGCUAGUUUCAGUUUGGUGCCCGCGCGAUCAGCAACCGCCACAACAAGUCGCCAGGAUAUUAUAGCACGACUGUUGUAGUCUAUACAGUCCAUAGUCUAAUAUACGACCGAUAUAUCGUUUUACAUAGAUUCACAUUAUUGUCCACCCGUUCCCGUAUGACCACCUAACCUAACCGAAACUCUUUUUUUCACGUCGGUACACAAUAAAUUACUCGACAAAUACGAAAUAAUCGUCACUUUCGUCGAUCCCGCCAUUAUGAAGCGAUCCUACACCAUAAUCUUGAUGGCCUCGCUGUCCUUAAUAACAACCGAAGCAGCUCACAUGUUAUACGCGCAAAACUGUGGCAAAGAAGAGUACAACCGAUGCAUCGCUCUGGCCGACCCGCUGGUGAAAGAUCCGCAUUUCAUCUACCCGGGAAAUCUAAAGGACAUCGAUAACAUAUGCCGCACUUGGACGCUGUUCGUCGAUUGUACAAAGCGAUACACCGAACACUGUUUCGAGGAGAGCAAAAGGAAAUUGUUUAACAAUGCCGUUGAGAACUCUAUCGAACUGGUCCAUCAAAUGUGCACGUCGCCUCAAUACCAGACAGAAUAUUUGAAACACGCGUCGUGUUUACGAACCACGCUGUUUGACGAUUCGCGUUGUGGGAAACACUAUCGAUCUUUGGCCGGAUUCAUUUCGAACGAGACCAGUGGACCCAGUAUUUGUUGCACUCACCACAGAUUCCGAGAGUGCGUGCUUGACCAAACACGGAGGACAUGCAACCAAGACGAUGAUACGUUUACACAACAAUUGUUGGACAAAGCUUUUGGAUUUUUCCGCAACCAGUGUAUAGACUACGUACCCAAUCAAGACGAAUGUCCUGGAUAUGAAUAUUAUAACGCGAUGACCACUAACCGGUGGCAAGACGAUAAGGGCAAAGGAUCGCCGAGUCCCAACCAGUGGCCGUCGACAAAACGACAGGACGAUUGGAGACCAGAGCAGAACACCGGAGGCUGGUCCGGCGGACCAUCAACGGCGGCCGCGGGCAGCGAAAGAACAAGCCGUGGCCACACCGUCCAAGCCGCGUCGUUCAGCACGCCGACGUGGCAGGUGUCGGCCGCGAGUGUCGGCGGCAUUGGCGGAGGCGUCUCUCCGUCUGCUCAGCCGCCGACCAAGAAACCGGACAGCACCAGUUACAUGAGCAACGUGAUCGACGAGCCCAACCAACAGGGCCUGGCCCAGACCGGUGCCGGACCGGCGCCAAACGCACCCUGCGCAGCGACCGUCGCCGCCGCCCUGUCGCUAUUGGCGCUCACGAAAAUCGCCACAUAAUAUCGGAACAAAUAUUACAAUUAUUUAUACCUACAAUAUUAUAAAAUAUUACACUCGUUCGCAUAAUUUAUUAUAUAAAAAAUUGUUAUAUGAAUAUAAUAUUUUAUAUAUUACAGGGUGAUCCACCAAGCAUGCUCGCCCCCUUUUUUCUUCAAUAAUGCGCACUUGGGUGCCUGUUGAAAAUCUUUGGAAUAUUUAAAUAUAUACGUCUUAAAGACCAUAUCUUUUUAAAGGUGACCUGUAUGUUAUGUACAACCUUCUGUUUCACAAACGAAAAGCCCCCUUUUCUACUGCAAAUCAUUUAGUGGAUAAUUUUAACGGAUAAAUAUUGACGUAUCAGGAUCAGAAUAAUUCUAAUCUAUCGACAUUGAUAAUUUACAAAAAUCGUACAAUUACUAUAAAUAAAAGAUCCAAUAGGCAAUAUUACAUUUACUUUAUAUUUAUAAAACCAUUUUUAUUAAGGACAAUUUAUUAUCCUUAAUAUAAACAUUUUAAUAAGUAAUAACUGAGAAACUAUAUAUAUGUAGUACCUAUUAGGUUAUACACCAGUAGAAAAAAAAUUAUCCACUAAAUAAAUUACAGGAAAAAUGGGGGUUUUGAUUUUAGAAAUAGAAGUUAGUAUCACUACAGGACAUUUUUUAAGUUUUAUAUCUCAAGAAUUUGAAAAUAUGAUCUUAAAGUAAAUUUUAAAGUUUCAAAUCAGAUUUUGAAAUUAUUGAAGAAAAAAGCGGACGAGCAUGCUUGGUGAAUCAUCUUGUACAUAUAGGAUGCCUCAGAGAUUACGGUUUAUUAUUGUUAUUAUUAUUACUGUACACGACCACGAAAAAAAAACAUAUUUAAAACACGUAACUAAUAAACCAUUGGCUAUAAUAUACAAUAAUAUCGUUCAAAACGAUAGUCAAAUAAUAUUGUUGUAUACCGAGACCCACCCACCUGGUGAAAUGUUUUACUUUCAAUAAUGAACCACUUACCUAUAUUAUCAUUAUUUUAAAUAAAACAUUCGCUAUUUCAUAAUCUAUUAACAUUUUUUGUAAUAUUUAUAUUAUAUUACAAUUUCAGGGGAGGCUAACAUUAUUAAAACCAAUGUGAGCGGGGGGGGGGGGGGCUUCGAUUCCAAACAACUAAAAAAUGAGGGAGCUUGGCGGACUUUUUGCGGGGCUAAGCACCCUUAAGCCCCCCACCCGAUUUCCUAUAAUGUACCCAACUACAUGUGUAAUAUAAUAUAAUAUUAUUAUAGCAAUCUGUCGCAUUGUUUUUUGCAUAGACCGAUGUAUUAUUAUGAUUUGUAUUAUAUUGUCUUACAUAUAAUUUUUUUUUUUCAUAUAGCGAUCGCACCGUUUACCACAUUUUAUUAUUUUGUAGUUAUUAUAAUAUUACCAUUGUCUUAUCGCGCUGCAUUGCAGUGCGGUCGAAAUAGUGCAGUGAGCAGAAACAAUUAAACAUAGUAAAAACUCUCACUUUGCGUCUUAAAUCACAGUGUAAAGUGAAAUAAAAUUACAGUCAUAUUUGUUUAAAGUAUAUGAAAUAUAUUAUUAUUAUAUAGUAUACCUGCACGCAAGGCCGUAGAGGGUACAUUGUUGUUAUAUUAUAUAUUAAUAUGUAUAAAUUAUUUUGGUUGUAAGAUGUCGUUUUUCAAAAGAAAUCAAAUCGGGUUGUGAAAUAUUGUACGGAGAUGAGAAAAUUAAACGUCAGCGUCUCCCUAACCUUCGAUCACUGUAUAAUAAUAUGUACAUUUUAUACAAUAUCCUAUCUGAUAAUUGAUUGUAUACCUACCUACUGUCCUAUAUUAUUGUGUACCUAUACCCAUUGGGUUUUGAUGAUGGAAAAGUCUUCAUUUUCUGUGCUAUUUCAAAUAACAUAAAACAUUAUUGUUAGGAAUAAUUAUUAUUAUUAUUAUUAUAUGCAUAUUAUACAUUAUACGUCAUAAUACCGACGACCGUCGGCCAAAGAGUUUGACCAACCUUAAUUUUUUCAUGUAACACGAGUCCGUAAUCUUUGUAUAAUUUAUUAUAAUAAUAUUAUUAUUAUUAUAAUCGUCAAACAACACGCGUGCAUUGUCAUCGACGGCGUUGAAUUAUAUAAUUUAUAUACUAGUCAGUACUUAGUCACAAAAUGAUACACACGUGUUACAAUAACGGUUACGAUACAUUAUUAUUUUUAUUAUUAUUAUUAUUAUUACAAUAUACUCAUAUCAAAUAGUCUGUGAUGUUUUACAAUGUAAAUGAUACUUACCAUAUCGUCGCAAACAUAAUACAUUGUAGGUAGGUAUAUUGUUUUUCUUUAAACAACGUUUGACGUAAAAUAAAAUAACAUUUAGAUUUUAGGUACCUAUAUAUGAUACAUAUUAUUAUAAUUGUUAACCAUAAAAAAAAUAUUAUAUCAUAUUAUAUAAGUACCCAUCGUAUACCUAAUAUUAUAUUACGUGCACAUUGGUUGAUUUACAAUCAAUUAAUAACAUAUUAUUUAGAUAUUGGCCGACUUUGUUGAACGUAAGUGUUUUUUUCUAAGUUCAUUGCCGUACGAGAAUAAUAUACAGUUUAAUAAGUAAAAUAUGUAUUAUAUUAUAUUUUUAAUUGUUAAAUACACUCAAUGAUAAUAAUAUACGCGCACUAUUAUACAAAUUUUGUUUACCCUUUUUGUUGUUUUUUUUUAAU
Metopolophium dirhodum (rose-grain aphid) is the source of this 3997-nucleotide messenger RNA. RefSeq lists its product as uncharacterized. The transcript is spliced from 8 exons. The coding region runs from base 285 to 1343 and encodes 352 amino acids. Lineage: Eukaryota; Metazoa; Arthropoda; Insecta; Hemiptera; Aphididae. The record is from RefSeq and is a predicted model, not a curated record.